UUACAUUCUGUCAGCAAAUGCAUAAACAAACCACGUGCCUUUCUUUUAGUCGUUUCAGUCCUCUACCCGCUUAUAUCUCAGCAAGAAGAUUCCAUUAUGGAUCUUUUUACAAUAGAUACCGUUGGAUCCAGUGGAAGUACACAUCAUUCGCCGCAAAAAACACUACUGCCAUCUUACCAACGUGUUUUGAAUUUUUCGAAUGAUUCAUCAGAAAAGAUUGUUCGUCAGGAAUGUGCUCCAAAAAUUCAACCCGAAGAAAGUGACGCCGAUGAUGAUGAUUAUGGAGGGCUUCCACCGCCAAAUCAGGACAUAUUCGAUAUUCUUCAAAACACUGGAACGCACAACGGUACCAAGCGGAAACAUAAAGAUGAAAUUGCUCUCGACUUCAUGGCAGACAGUCGCUUGACGCGCUUUGCUCAGGCUGCAAAAUUAAAGGAACUAGCCAUCACCGAUGUGGACCAGCACAUGAAGACAGCUGUUAUUACACCCGCAACAGAAAAGCAAGAGAACUUGGCUACACUUUCUAUGAGUGAUCGCCGGAUCAAGGAACUGAAUAGGAAAGAGCGAGCCAAAACAAAAGGUGCCAACUGGUUCAAUCUGCCAACCCAAGAAAUGACUGAGGAGGUUAAAAAUCAACUAGAGCUCAUUCGCAUGCGUUCUGUGCUAGAUCCCAAACACUUCUACAAACGAAGCGAGAUGAAAACUUUGCCCAAAUAUUUCCAGAUUGGUAAAGUAAUAGAAUCUCCCUUGGACUAUUACAAUGAGCGUGGGACUAAGAAAAGCAACGCAAAAACACUCGUCGAUGAGCUUCUGGAAGAUGCUAAGUUUCAGAAGUACAACAAGAAAAAGUACGCCGAAGCACUUGAAAAACGCAAAAAGAAGGCCUAUCACAAGGCUGCAAUUAAAAUGAAAAAAUUGAAGAAAAAGAAGAAAUGAUUGUUCGAAAUACCUAAA
Messenger RNA from Topomyia yanbarensis, 954 nucleotides. RefSeq lists its product as uncharacterized. Gene Ontology annotation, cellular component: nucleolus. The coding region runs from base 97 to 936 and encodes 279 amino acids. The record is from RefSeq and is a predicted model, not a curated record. Gene Ontology annotation, biological process: RNA processing. The transcript is spliced from 4 exons. NCBI's taxonomy places the organism in Eukaryota, Metazoa, Arthropoda, Insecta, Diptera, Culicidae. Gene Ontology annotation, molecular function: RNA binding.